AUGUCUUCGAAAACAGCACGUUUCUCUAUGGCAGACUGGAAGGCAUGGAAGCUCGAGCUGUGUGCGCUUGUCGGUGCGCUCCUUUCUUUCGCGAUCAUGGUCAUAGUACUCGGAAUCUUCGAUGGUCGUCCGAUAUUCGACUGGAAGAAUGUGACACUGAACGCUAUCAUUUCGGUGCUUUCAGUCGCCAUGAAGGCAAGCCUGACGUUUGCGAUUGCGGAGUUGAUCGGACAAUGGAAAUGGAUACUGUUCUCGCGAGCUGAACGGCCGCUGACAGACUUCGAGCGAAUUGACAUGGCCAGCCGUGGGCCGUGGGGCAGUCUGAGGGUUCUCUCACGGAUGCAUGGCUUCCAGGUCUUGCCCCUGCAGCUUGGUGCCCUGUUGAUCGUGCUUGUACUCGCGCUCGAUCCAUUCUCACAGCAGCUUAUUCAAUUGGAACAGCGACCCAGCUAUGGCGAACCUUCCUGGCAUACUACGCCAGGGGCUUCGUUCACCACGCUGGCGACGAGCUUCGACCAGGGCAAAGCACUGUAUGCGCACGAUUGGUCGCGCGCUGAAAACUCAACCCGCAACCCAGUCAUUAGGAUGACGACGGAGCUGGAACUGCCCAUGCAAGCGGCCAUCCUGGCUGGGCUCUCUCGUUCUCGAAAAACAAUCGAUCAACAGAGCACCGUACAGUGCCCGACCGGAAUCUGCACCUGGGACCAGUUCCAGACCCUUGGUGUGUGCCACCGGUGCCAGGACCUAACGCCAGAGUUGAAGAGGGUGGAUGAUUUCGGGGAAGUAUACAACUCCCUCUAUAAUGACGGACACGGAGACGUAUACCAGAAGGAAAACGGGACUGCCUUUAGUUUACCCAAUGGCCACUUCCUCAUGAAUAUGAAUGGCUGCUCACUCACCGACAGUACUUGCGACUACCUCAGUCCGGCAAUCGGCCAUGCGCCGCCGUCACAAUUGACCAUGUCGUCGUUUGGAACGGGGGACCCAAGCAAGACCAAUAGCAUGCGGGAUAUCAAUACUCUGAUAUGGUCCAUGAGUGUGAUCCACCUAGACUCGGCGGAGAUCGAAAGCUCCCCCAAGGAAGACUACGAGUAUGAAUGGCCUGAUAUACCGCUCCUUGCAACCGAAUGCGCGAUGUAUUACUGCGUAAAGUCGAUCAGCCUGACAGUGGAGGACAAUAUUAUCCACGAGAACGUGAAGGAGGCAACCGAUGCAGUUCGUGACCCCAAUUCCUGGCUUCUCUCUUCCUCGUCCUACGACAGCCUUGCGCCAGAGAAUAUUCCACCCGUCAACGAAUCUGCCACGCUGGAGUUUAACGAGCUUUACGCCUACGCUGGCCGAAGCGAUCUUGUCCUUUAUUUCCCGGACAACUCAACCAAGCCCACAUACUCAAUCACUGACGACGCGGUCUGGGCACUGAGCCACCGUAUGCAGGAUUUGCUUUCCACGAAUAUCACCACGGGAGCGAACAUGACUUCCGCAAUGCUCGAUCUUUUGCCAGAAGAUGCAGUCGGGUAUAACGGGGUGAUACAGGACCAGCAAAGCAUUCCGGCAGCAGUUGGCUCUGUUUGGAAUGAGGACAAGCUCAACAUAGAAGAGACCUUCGGUACGCUUGCUACGAGCAUAACGAACGGAAUGCGAGAGGAAUACGACGGCUACGCUGUUGACUAUGUGUACGGCCAUACAGGGACGCCUACGCAGUACUAUAAAGCCCAGUGGGGAUGGAUCGCGCUCCACUGUUUGGUGUUGAUUGGUGCAGCACUAUUCAUGUUGGUGACGGCGAGGAACUCAACUAGCUCGCAAAGUGUUCCUGUGUGGAAGAACAGCCCUCUUGCAACCAUUAGUGGCGGGUCGUCGGCCGUGGACAUUCUCAGGGGCGCCGAGACUAUUGGGGAACUGGAGAAGAAAGCGCGAGAGAAAAGCGUGAUGAUUCCAGUGGGCAGCGCAUCCACGUCAUACCAGCGCAUCAGGCAGAAUGAAGAGAGCAAUGGAUCUUCGACGUAG
Messenger RNA from Aspergillus versicolor CBS 583.65, 2004 nucleotides. Its product is annotated as DUF3176 domain-containing protein. The coding region runs from base 1 to 2004 and encodes 667 amino acids. The record is from RefSeq and is a predicted model, not a curated record. NCBI's taxonomy places the organism in Eukaryota, Fungi, Ascomycota, Eurotiomycetes, Eurotiales, Aspergillaceae. The transcript is spliced from 2 exons.